Messenger RNA from Ochlerotatus camptorhynchus, 2724 nucleotides. RefSeq names its product LMBR1 domain-containing protein 2 homolog. The transcript is spliced from 2 exons. The record is from RefSeq and is a predicted model, not a curated record. Gene Ontology annotation, cellular component: membrane. NCBI's taxonomy places the organism in Eukaryota, Metazoa, Arthropoda, Insecta, Diptera, Culicidae. Bases 1 to 2115 code for a protein of 704 amino acids.
AUGGCCUAUCUACUGGUAUUUUCAAUAUGUUUGGCGCUGCUGUUGGCAUCGAUUUCUCUGUACCGAUACGGUUGCGUCCAACGGCAGCAUCCGAUUGUGACCUUUUCGGUGCUGACGGCGUGGAGUUUUUCCUUUCUGAUUGUCUUCACCAUUCCGCUGGAUGUAACUUCGACUGUUUAUCGUCAGUGCAUUCUGGAGCACAAUGCAACAUCCAAAUCGGCAACGGUAAAUACUACCUGCCAGCGUCCCUGGGGGAUGGUCGAAGAUGAAGUCUUUCCGAAUCUCUGGCGAAUUAUCUAUUGGUCGUCGCAGUUUCUCACCUGGUUAAUAAUGCCGCUGAUGCAGUCCUAUCUGAAGGCGGGAGAUUUCACCAUUAAAGGCAAACUCAAGUCCGCUCUGGUGGACAAUGCAAUCUACUAUGGAUCGUAUCUGUUCAUUUGUGGAAUUCUGCUGAUUUACCUGGCAUUGCAACCUGGAAUCUCAUUGGAUUGGCAAAAGUUGAAAGCCAUUGCCUCGUCCGCUUCGAACACUUGGGGUCUGUUCCUCUUGGUGCUACUGCUUGGCUAUGCUCUAGUUGAAGUCCCUAGAGGUCUUUGGAACAAUUCGAAACCGGGAUUUACGUUACAAUAUGCUUACUUCAAGCUUUCCAAACUGAGCUCUGAGAAGGCGGAAGCUGAAGAACACGUGGAUGAUGUGCUGGAAAGUCUGCAAUCGGCAAGCCGAGCCAUUCCCACUAGACAUGAGCUUCGAGCAGCACUGGAAACGAUCAUGCGCAAGGUACCGACGGAACUGAUGGAACGAGCGCGCCGCAUCAGCCGAGAUGAUGGAUCUCCUAUAGCCGUUCCGUCGGAAAAAGCUCUAGUUAGACUGCACCGUCAGGUAAUCAAAUCGCUGCAGACUCUCCAACGAACGGAAGCCCUUUGGAAUGUGCAAGUGAACAAGGUCCUCCAUCUGGAAGAUGUCGCCAAGAAUGCCGUUUCGUUGGAUCAUCGGUUCAAAACGGAAUUCCCCAAGCAUCGCACCGGAUUCUCGCGGGCCACGUACAGCCCUACCCUGGAGUGGUACUGGGAAUGCGUCGUCAAGGCGCCGUUUCUCAAGGCGCUCGCCGUAAUUACCGCCUUUCUGUCAUUCGUCGUCGUCUGGAGUGAGCUGACCUUCUUCAACCGCGAACCCGUCCUAUCAAUCUUCGCCAACGUCCUGGAAAUUGCCAAGGCAAACUACGACUUUGUUACCAUCGAAAUAUUCUCCAUGAUGACCCUGUGCUACCUUUGCUACUGCGCAUACUCCACUGUAUUCCGAAUCAAAUUCCUAAACCUUUACUACCUAGCCGCCCAUCACCAGACCAACGAGUACAGCCUGAUCUUCAGUGGAAUGCUACUGUGUCGUCUGACCCCUCCGAUGUGCUUGAAUUUCCUCGGCAUGAUUCACAUGGACUCGCACAUCAUCAAACAGCGCAUUCUGGAAACGCACUACACCCAGAUCAUGGGCCACAUGGACGUGCUGGGCAUCAUCUCCGAUGGGUUCAACAUCUACUUCCCGAUGGUGAUGCUUGCCUUCUGUCUGGCCACGUGGUUCUCGCUGGGAAGUCGCGCGCUAAAUGCUCUCGGCUUCCAGCAGUUUAUGCUGAACGAAACCAUCGCAACGGAGCUGGUACAGGAGGGUAAAGAUUUGAUUGUCAGGGAGAAACGCAAGCGCCAGAGGGCGGAGGAUGCGAUUGCCCGUCGUCGCGAUAACAUACUGAACAAUCUCGGACGGGAUUCCGCCGGUGGAAGUAGCGGAAGCAAUGGGAAUGGAAAUGGAAACGGUGGAGGCGUUGGGAAUAUUCUGUCAAAGUAUAAGUCGAGGAACCUGGAUUCGGCUGCCAGUCCGGUGGGACCCAAUGAUGAUCUGGUGCGGCAUGGAGAUCGGUUGGAUUACAGCACCAACGGGAACCGAGGAGGAGAUUUUACGCGUUCCCUGUCGGAUGAGAUUAGCGAAAGGUUCGGGGUCAGUACGAAUGUUACGGUUGGUUUCAAGGGUUAUAACGACUUCGGAGAGGAUGAUGACGGUCGGGGUGGCAGGGGUGGAAGCGGCAGCGGCGGGGGUGCUCCCCGUGGAUUCUUCGAUGACGUCUGAGGAGGAGAGUACUUCGGAAGAGUGCAUUUUACGUAGGUUUACGUUUCUCAGUGAUACUAAGUUUAAUUCGUUAGAGUUUAACCUUUCGUUUUCGAUGUAAACAAUUAUAUACAUAUUUAAAUUCUACUACAAACAAAAAGAAAGUUAUCUUUAGGAAUACUUUUGCAUUACUCCCUGCAAAUGCUAGAACUUAUUAGAACAACACAGGAAGCACUGAUAGUAUUCGCAACAUUGUAGGUACUGUGGUUUUAUAUGCAAGUGUGAGGCAGAGUGAAACGUAGCGAAUGGACUGGGAAAAUCGCAAACUGCUUUCGAUUCGAGUAUUGGCUAAUCCUCAUAAUUAAAAAAAAAAUGCUGAUAAUGCAUAUUAAAGCAAAAGACACUCAGAAACGGAAACGUUAACGUACACGUAACUACUUGCUGGAACUAAUUGGCAUUAACAAAUGUAGUUGAAUAAGAGUCGUAUUGCAUGCAUGUACUACAUACCUAAAUUUAACACCUCCACACGCAUAUUAUAAUAUACACAAGAGUUGAAUGAAAAUCGUGUUUAGUUCUAAGCUGGAUCGUAGUCCUUAUUAGUCCUGAUGGAAGUACUAUUAUAAUACAGCA